Messenger RNA from Drosophila hydei, 1674 nucleotides. Its product is annotated as leucine-rich repeat-containing protein 59. Gene Ontology annotation, molecular function: protein binding. The record is from RefSeq and is a predicted model, not a curated record. The transcript is spliced from 4 exons. Lineage: Eukaryota; Metazoa; Arthropoda; Insecta; Diptera; Drosophilidae. Bases 132 to 1127 code for a protein of 331 amino acids.
CGGCAGUCUCUGAGCGGCUUUUGGCGAGUGCAGCUGUGUUUUGAUUUUCAUUUGGAGUAGUUGGCGUUCAAAAUUGUGUCAUAGUUGUGAGGAAUUUAAUAUACAAAGUAAAUAGCACACAGCUAGCAAAUAUGCCAAAAGUCGUCGACAAGGUAAAAGUGAUGGUAAAGGAACGCGUCGAAGAUGAAAACUGUGAUCUAAGCCUUUCCGAGCUGACGGAAAUACCAGUGCGUGAAAUUGCUUCGUUCAAGCGGGUUAUCUUCCUAGAUCUCUCCAGCAAUCGGCUGGUCACACUCGGCCGCAAUUUUACCACGCUCACUCGGCUAAUCAAGCUAGAUCUGAGCAAGAACCAAAUUCGAAUUCUGCCUGAUGACUUUGGUCAACUGGAGCAGUUGCGUCAUUUGGACUUGUACAACAAUUGCUUGGAGCAUUUACCUUUGAGUUUUGGUCGACUGCGUCGCCUGCGCUAUUUGGACUUGAAGGGCAAUCCGUUGACGCCCGCCUGGCAGAAAAUUGUGGGCUGCUGUUCAACGUUGAAGGACUGCCAACAGGCGGCCAAGAAUACUGUGAACGUUUGUGCAAACUACAAGUCCGAAUUCAUUGAACGUGAACGUUUGGCCGCCCAGAUGCGUCAAGCCAGCUCUUCACAAAUGGCAGGGUCAGGAGAUGGCGAUGCCAGCUCCACGUCCAACCAGAGCACAAAGGCCAAUGGCAGCGAGACAUCCAAAAAGUCCGGCAAAGCCAAUAAGAAAUCAAAGUCCAAGAAAUCAGGAGCUGCAGCUGAGAACGAGCUCACAAUCAAACCAGUCAAUGCAGGCUCCAUUAAAUCCACAACCAAUCAAAAGAACAAUCAAAAGAAGAAGCCCACAAACAGCAGCAACCGAAGGAAGUGGCUUACAACCAUAUCAGGCGUUGCUUUGUCAUCGUUGAUGACAUUUUUGUUGCUCUUCAUGAUCAAUGUGCUCAUAAUUUACAUGAUUAUGUUCAAGAAUCCGGACAUUGCCGAUAAGCUUGUUGAGUAUAUACCGCAUCAAUAUCGCGACUGGAUACUGACCAAGACGGAAAUCUUUCGAUUGCGCGUCACCGACUGGAUCUCGGAGUUUCGCACCCCACCGGAGGAGCACUGACGAUUCAUUUAUUUGAAGCCUUAGAGCGCGGGGCUUCAAAUGGGUUAACAAAAUGGACAAAAAUCUGAUGCAUAGCGCGUGUGUGGAAAAGAUUGAAAAUUUUGGUUAAGUGGAGAGACCAACGCAACAACAACAAAUUUGAAAGACCCCAAUGUACUGCCAUAUAUAUGUAUAUUUAAGUAUUUACGUCCAUUGGCAAGAAAUUUUUACCUCACAUACUGAAGCAGACACUGACACACACACACACAGCACAGCAUCAGAACUAUAUAAUAUAAAUGAAAUGAAAACUACUCUCAAUCAAUCACUUCUAACAUUUACAAUAGAUCAAACAGAAACUCAAUAGUAACUGAAAGACAGUUCCAAACUGGCAAACACAUAUAGAAACUACAGACACAGUCAACGUGCUUCACACGGCUAUAAAACACUUAUCUAACAUACAUAUACACAUGUACCAGACUCAUAAUAUCUAUGCAAAUGCAUUACGUAAGAAUUUCUUGUGCAAUUCACAAAUUUUUUGUUUAAAUCCCAGCUCAAGUUAGGAUUGCAU